GUGAUCAUGUGCUCACAAUGCUCCUAGGAGGCUCCUAAGUCCAAUGAAAUGGCUAUAUGAAGAUGAAACAAAAACAUGACAAUGGUCCAUAAAGUUCCUAAUCAUCAUAUAUGUCUCCCAAGUAUCUCAAUUUUCCAAUUUGAUCAAUAUAACCCAAGGGCUUGAAGAUUGUUUCCUAAGGAAACCCUAAUUUCAUUAUGCUUUGACUGUGCAUUGCCCAUGAAGCAACCUCAACCUCUGAUCAAAUUUAAUCAAGACAUGGAUAAGCAAAGAAGGAAUACGAAGAAGUACAAUUUCAGACAACCCGACUUGAAAGAGUUAAGGAGUUUGGCAUCUUAUUUAUUAGAACCCUUGGAAUUCACAACGCGACAUGGGAAGCUUCUGGCUAUUCUUUCUACCAAGGUGGAUGAGGGUCUGAUGAGUGUGUUGGUGCAGUUCUACGAUCCUCUGUAUCGGUGCUUCACUUUUUCCGGAUUUCCAGCUUUUGCCUACAUUGGAGGAGUAUGCUUAUCAUGUGGGUACACCUAUUCUUGACCGGUUGUAGUUCAGUGGUUUAGAGAAGAUUCUGGCCUCUCAAGAGAUUGCUGAUAUGCUUCACGUGGAGGUAUCUGACAUUGUUGCCAAUAUGACUGCCAAGGGUGGAAUUCAAGGUCUCCCAUCUGAUUUUCUAAUUGCCAAAGCUACUUUGUUUGGGAAGGCCAUGAGUAAGGAAGCUUUUGAAGCUAUAUUUGUACUCCUCAUCUAUGGGCUAGUGUUAUUUCCUAACAUCGACAACUUCGUGGAUGUGAAUGCUAUUAGGAUUUUCUCUUCUCUUAAUCCCGUUCCAACUCUGUUGGGUGACACUUAUUUCUCUUUGCAUAUGAGGAAUGAAAAGGGUGGUGGUUCCAUUGUGCGCUGUCGGCCUCUGUUGUACAAGUGGUUUAUUUCACACUUGCCUCAAACGCUUGCCUUCAAGGAGAACAAGGGAUGUCUACGGUGGUCCGCGAGACUUAUGUCUCUCACUAAUGAUGAUAUCUCUUGGUAUAAUCGUGUUUAUGAUGGCGUUCAGAUUAUUGACUCUUGUGGUGAGUUCUCCAGUGUACCUCUUCUUGGUACAGGUGGUGGAAUUAACUACAACCCCGCUUUGGCUCGCCGUCAGCUUGGGUUCCCCUUAAAGGAUAAACCUAACAACAUUUCGUUGGAAGGAUUAUUCUUUAAAGAGGGUAAAGAUCCCCAAAACUUGAAGGAUAUGAUGUCCGCGCCUGGCGCAAGGUUCAUAAGAAAGGGAGGAAUGAGCUUGGUCCAAAGAAUUGUGUUGCUUUGGAGCCUUACACCUCUUGGGUAAGGAAGAGAGCUCUUGAGUACCGCAUGUCGUACGAGUAUCCGAGACCUACCCCUAUGGUUAUGGUUGGGCCUUCAACCCUCCCUAAUCAAGGAGUAGAGGAGUUGAGAGACGAGGACUGUUCACGUGCUUGGGUUCGUGAGCGUGAUGAGUUUCUUCGGCAGCUCAAGGAUAAGGAUGCAAUGAUAGAGUUUCUAGAGCAUCAAGUCAUUGAUGAGCCCGAUGAUGUGGUUACUUAUCUCCUUCCUACUCGUCUAGGUUUUGGAAGAAGAGAUAUGAUCAACUCGCCAAGGAGAAGGCCGACAUGGAAGCAACUUACGAGAGAGAGGUGAAGAGGCUUCGUGCGACGUAUCUCCCGAUCUCGAAGGCUUUGGACGAUUACUUCUAGGGCUCCAUAGGAUGUUUAUUCUCAUUUUCUCUUGUAUUGUAUUUGGUUACCGAGACUGUACUACUUCUUUGGUGUAAAAAGUUUCCAAAUAUUAUAUUGCUAUGAGUAUUCCACAUAUGUCUUAAAAAGUUCAAUAUUUUCAGAACAUUUGCAAAUAGAUCUUUAUAAAGUUCCUCUGAUAAAAAAACAAAUCAUAUGCACGAGCAUUGCAUGCAUCAUAUGCAUAAGCAGGUUUUGGUUCCGAGCUCUUGAUACAAUGGUCUAACUCUUUGCUCUUCAUUUAUUUGAAGACAAGCUGACGCACCGGUACAACACCCGAGCAAAUCAUCAGAAGAUCAUGGAACACCUCGAGCAAGAGAACAGAGAUCUGAAAGAGGAGAUUGCCAGGCUGACUGCCAUGAUGGAGUCAGUUCUUGCUGCACAGAGUCAAGCUUCUCCAACUCCUGCAACUCCUCCCGGGAGAACAGUCAUUUUCGAAGUGGUUACCUCAACAGUGCCUGCUGCCACCGCCCACUUCGCUCCUAAUAUACCUGCUGGAUUCCCUUGGGGAAUGCCACCUAACUUUGUACCAGAGGGUUUCUCUCCCACUCUUGCUUCUAUGCCGACAUCUAGCCCGAUCAUGUCUGUACCACCUCCCGUUGUACACACUUUGCCGCGUGUUGAAGACACCAUCUAUCAUUCCGAGCCAUCUGAGGGCCCGGACGUUUAUGAGAAGAUGGACGAGAUGAAGGAUCAAUUCCUUGAGUUGUGCAAGGAACUAAAAACGCUGAGAGGCAAAGAUCUGAUUGGGAAGAGUGCUGUUGAACUGUGCUUAGUGCCCAACGUAAAGAUCCUAGUUAAAUUCAAAGUGCCUGACUUUGAGAAGUACAAGGAAAACAUGUGUCCGCUCAGUUAUCUUGUGAUGUAUGCCCGCAAGAUGUCGACCUAGACAGAUAAUGAUCAAUUGCUGAUUCACUAUUUUCAGGAUAGCCUGAUAGAUGUUGCGCUUCGUUGGUAUAUGGGGCUAGAGAGUGCAAGCAUCCGCACUUUCAACGAUCUAGGAGAGAAUUUCGUGAAACAGUAUAAAUACAACGUGGAUAUGGCUCCAGACAGAGAUCAGCUGAGGGCAAUGUCCCAGAAGGACAAAGAGACCUUCAAGGAACAUGCCCAGAGGUGGCGGGAAUUGGCAGCUCAGAUAGUGCCACCCUUGGAGGAGAAGGAGGUGACAAAGAUCUUCCUCAAGACUUUGAGCUCUUUCUAUUAUGAGCGCAUGAUUGCUAGUGCUCCCUCGGACUUUACCGAAAUUGUAAAUAUGGGGAUGAGGCUAGAAGAGGGAGUCCGAGAAGGACGUGUGUCCCAUGAGGAUAAUUCGGUAAAGAAAUAUGGAGGAUUUGCCAGGAAGAAAGAAGGGGAGACUCAUGCUGUUUCUUCCCAUAUUAAGAGAAGACCCUCUGUGAGGAGGAAAGAAGUCCGACCAACUGUUAGCCAACACCAGGUGGCUCAUAUAGCAUCUGCUUUCAGAGAAGCUCAACAACCACAACAACAACGUCAACAACAACAGGCUUACCAGCCUCGCAACAAUAACAACACCAACACCAGCAACUAUGAGAGGAAGAGGGUGACUUUUGACCCGAUUCUUAUGACCUAUGCUGAAUUAUAUCCUUCCUUAAUUGAUAGGAAGUUGAUAACUCCACGAGAUCCUCCUGUUGUGCCAGCCAAUGCCCAAUGGUGGUACAAUCCUGAACUUCACUGUAUGUAUCAUUUCGGUGCGCCCGGACAUGACGUGGAGAAUUGUUUUCCUUUGAAGACCAAGGUGCAAGACCUUGUGAGGAGCGGGAUACUAUUCUUUGAGGAUGUAGGCCUGAAUGUCAAGAAGAACCCAUUGCUCGAGCAUGGGAAGGCGGUUGUCAAUAUGGUUCAAGGUUGCCCUGGCAAAUACAAAGUCCUUUAUUUGAAUUACAUAAGGCAAUACUUAGUAGAGAUGCAUAAGUUGUUGUGUGAGCACAGUCAUUAUGAGCAUGAUCAUGAUAGAUGCCAUGAAUGCACUGUCAAUGAAAGAGGAUGCCGCAAGAUAAGAAAGGACAUCCAAGAGAUGAUAGACCAGGGGAUGAUUGAGAUACUUCAGAAUCAUAAUAAGGAUGAAGUUGAUGUUAUCACCCUAGUGUUCAAAAUUCCUGAUCCUGUUCUCAUUAAGUAUGAUGGCAGCAAGAAGAAGGUGGUGCCAACUCUUGUGAUUAAGCUAGCGGGCCCUGUCCUGUAUGUGUCAAAUAAAGCGGUCUCGUACCGUUAUAAUGCUGUUAUGCUGGAAGAUGGGAAGGAGGUGUCAUUGCCCUCAACCUCUAAUGUAAGCAUUUCUGACGUUAGUGGAGUGACCUGUAGUGGUCGUGUUUUCUCGGCUCAGCCGAAAUCCCAUGAAGACGUCAUGAAGAAGGAUGUUGUCAAUCCUGCCGGUCCCGUGGGGACUUCUUCGAAUCAUUAUGUUCCUGUUGUGAAGGGUGUUGACCCUGUUGUUGUCAAAUCUGUUAAGGCUCCUAUCCUGGUUGGCCAGUCUGGCAUGUUGAGAGAGGAUGGUGAUGAGAUGUUGAGGCUCAUCAAGAGGAGUUAGUACAAUGUUGUGGAGCAUUUUCUUCAAACUCCAUCAAAGAUAUAUGUCCUAUCUUUGCUGAUGAAUUCAGAGCCGCACUUUGAAUCGUUGCAAAGGGUGUUGGACGUGGCAUACGUGGAUCACAAUGUCACGAUUGAGCAGUUUGAUAGUAUUGUUGCAAAUAUAACUGCCUGCAACAAUUUGAGCUUCUAUGAUGAUGAUCUUCCCGAGGAGGGAAAAGACCACAACUUGGCUUUACAUAUCUCUGGGAAUUGUAAAGACGAUGCCUUGUCCAAUGUGUUGGUGGACACAGGGUCAUCACUUAAUGUAUUGCCAAAGUCCACUCUCGCCAAGCUUUCAUAUUAGGGGCCUCCCAUGAGGCAGAGUGGAGUGGUAGUAAAAGCUUUUGAUGGAUCGCGUAAAACUGUGAUUGGUGAAUUAGACCUCCCAAUCAAGAUUGGACCUAGUGAUUUCCAUAUCACUUUCCAAGUUAUGGAUAUACAUCCGUCAUACAACUGUUUGCUUGGUAGACCACGGAUUCACGAGGCAGGUGCCGUGACAUCCACCCUACACCAAAAGUUGAAGUUCGUCAAGAACAAAAAGUUAGUGGUGAUAGGGGGAGAGAAGGCUCUCCUUGUCAGCCAUUUAUCUUCCUUUUCCUACAUUUAUGCUGAGGAUGAGGUUGGAACCCCGUUCUAAGCCUUAUCUAUUGCUGAGCCUUCUAGGAAAGGACUUUCUUCAUUUGUCUCCUAUAAUAACGCGAAGUUGGCCAUCGAGCAUGGUGCAACUACUGGUUUGAGGAAAAUGAUAAAGAUGGAAGAUAAUAAGUCUCAGGCUGGUAUAGGGUAUACUUCCGGUGUUUCCAAUGAUCUAGGGUUGUUUCAGAGUGGAGGUUUCAUCCACACCGUUGAAGAUCAAGAAGUUGAUGCCAUCAUUGAAGAAGAUGAAGAGGAAGACCUUGGCAACUUUGUCAUACCUAGAGGGAUCUGCAAUAAUUGGGUCGCUGUUGAUGUUCCAACAGUUAUCCAUAAGUCAACGUAAUGUGUUCAUUUUGUUUAAAAAACCCUU
Messenger RNA from Lathyrus oleraceus (garden pea), 5340 nucleotides. RefSeq lists its product as uncharacterized. Bases 2707 to 4293 code for a protein of 528 amino acids. Lineage: Eukaryota; Viridiplantae; Streptophyta; Magnoliopsida; Fabales; Fabaceae. The record is from RefSeq and is a predicted model, not a curated record. The transcript is spliced from 2 exons.